Molecule: messenger RNA, 1275 nt
Organism: Schizosaccharomyces octosporus yFS286
Lineage: Eukaryota; Fungi; Ascomycota; Schizosaccharomycetes; Schizosaccharomycetales; Schizosaccharomycetaceae
Product: CAF1 family ribonuclease
Exons: 1
Coding region: 1-1275 (424 amino acids)
Biological process (GO): nuclear-transcribed mRNA poly(A) tail shortening
Cellular component (GO): cytoplasm
Molecular function (GO): poly(A)-specific ribonuclease activity; RNA binding
Source: RefSeq, a predicted model, not a curated record
AUGGAGGUCAAUGGUGAUAAUUUUGCGAGAGAAUUUAGUAGUUUACAAAAUGAGAUUGAAAAUGCAGCUUAUAUUGCUAUCGAUUGUGAAUUUUCAGGAUUAUUAGGCAAAAUCAAAGAUAAUCAAAACUCAACGAUGAACGAAAAUUACAUAUCCUUCAUAGGUCAGUUUGAGGGUCUUCGAGAAAGUGCUUUGAAAUAUUCAAUUCUCCAGAUUGGAUUAACCUUCAUUUCUUUUACCAAGGAUGGAUUAGCUUCAUGUACUCCGUACACAUUUAAUCUCACUCCUUUGACAGAUACUAAUCUAUUUUUUCGAAGAGAUUAUUGUAUAGAAACAUCAACUUUGGCUUUUCUUCUGCGACAUGGAUUUGAUUUUCAAAAGCAGCUUGACAAGGGUGUACCUUACUUAUCAAGAACAGAAGAAUCAUAUCUCUACAAAUUAACAAAACAUAAAUUUAAACCAGAAAAGGAAUUUAUAUCUCUUGAUGCUACCGCACAAUCAUUGGUGAGAGAAACCAAAGCUCAAAUUGAAAAAUGGCGUUCUGAAUUAGGCAAGGAAGGAGCAUGCAAUUAUUUAAAUGUGGAUACAUCAAACCGUUAUUAUCAAAAAGCGGUUCAUAACUUAGUGGAAUCUCAAUACAAUGAUCUCCAAAGCGUAUCAAAGAAUAGCUUCGUUCAAAUUCGUGUGUCUGAGUCUCACAAUUCACGCACUUCAGAACGUCAGAAUCCCGGAGCGGAUUCCAUAGACUCCAGAAAAAGGACUUUUUAUGAAAAAAGUGUUCAGUUACUUGAUGAGGCUGUCGGGUUUCGCAAACUUUGGGAUUACUUGCUUUCAAAGAGAAAGAGGAUAGUAUGUCACAAUGGUUUAGCUGAUCUAAUGUACUUAUUUUCGGUAUUCGAAGGAACUCUUCCAGAGACCUAUAAUGAUUUUAAAAGUCUGCUUCAUACUUCGUUUAGUUCUGUACACGACACCAAAGUACUUUACUCAAAAUCCCCAGAUCUCCAGCAUGUCAUAGACAAUGGCUCUUCCAACUUGCAGGCUUUAGUUGAGAAGGUCUUAGUCCUUAGUACAGAAAGUAGCCGACUUUGCUCUCGCUUGUCUUCACUUGAUCGAGGACCAUAUAGCAUAAUGAUGAUUACAAAAAAUUCGCAUGAAGCAGGAAAAGAUGCAUAUGAUACUGCCAUAGCAUUUCUCUACUAUCUUAAUUACACCCCCCACUCAGAUAUUGAGGAAUUAACGAAUAUUUUAUUCCUUAAAGGACAAUACUUACUUUGA